AUGAAUUACAGCAGCAGAAGAUUUUCUCCUACACCUCCUGACAAAGGAAGUUUCCCUUUAGAUCACGAUGGUGAAUGUAAGACUUUUAUGAAGACCUACAUGCAAUGCUUAGAAAAGAGUAACUAUGAGCAAAGCGAUUGCCGUAAGGAAGCUAAAGAAUAUUUGCAAUGUAGAAUGGAUAGGCAAUUAAUGGCUAAGGAAGACUUUAAGAAUCUUGGAUUUAAAGAUGAAACUAAGAAUCAAACUUAG
Messenger RNA from Trichoplax adhaerens, 249 nucleotides. RefSeq lists its product as uncharacterized. Bases 1 to 249 code for a protein of 82 amino acids. Gene Ontology annotation, biological process: mitochondrial respiratory chain complex IV assembly. The record is from RefSeq and is a predicted model, not a curated record. Lineage: Eukaryota; Metazoa; Placozoa; Uniplacotomia; Trichoplacea; Trichoplacidae. Gene Ontology annotation, cellular component: mitochondrial intermembrane space. The transcript is spliced from 3 exons.